CAACACAAAAGGGAGGUACUGUGCUCCGACAGGGAGACGAGAUAGAGAGAGGAAGACGAAGAAGGAAAAGAACACCAAAUUAACGCCCCCUCCCUCUCUCCUUUGCGCAAAAUCCAAAAGAACAAACGAAAACAAGUAUAAUCAUCAUCGUCUCUGAAAAUCGUACGACCUCAAUUUUGCUUUCCUCCUCAACUAUUUGUUACAAUCAUUCUUUCUUUCCGUUUUACCCCCAAAAUAGACAUGAUAUUAUUUUGAGAUCUUUCUCUUCUUCCAUCCACAAUCCAAGAUUUGGACCUAUCUGUAGCAGAUCUAAGAUUCUUCGAAACGCCGUCGUAGCAGAUCCACCAAUCACCGGUUUCGAGAUUUCAGAUUCUGUAGAUGGAUGAUUUUAGUGGAAUAUUGACGGAGGACUUCGGGUUCAAGCCUCAGGGGAAAUCUGCUCCGAUGGCGUCUUCUCGGAAUUCUAGUAGUUACGGACUCGGAUCCGGUGCGACUGCCCAUUCCAGAUCCUUAUCUGCCACGAAAUCAUCAGCUCCGAUUUUCGAUGAUCGGGAUCGGGAUGGGCUCCUCUUCAACGACGUCUUCGGUGGGCCUCCCAAGUAUAGCGGCGAGCCUCGCGGUGGUUCGUUCGAUUAUGAUUCCAUAUUCAAGGACCAGAAUAUGAAUAACAACAAUGUGAAGUCCUCAACGAUGCCGGUGUUUGAUAAGCCUGUUUAUGAUGACGAUAUAUUUGAUGGAUUGCCGGGGCUGAAGAGUGCGUCCGUAAAUUCGUCCUCGGUGAAGCAAGAAGAUGUCUUCGCGUCAAUUUCAGCGUCUCCGCCGAAGAGUAGGUCGCAUAGCAGCUCUGCUUUUGAUGAUCUAUUGGGUAAUUUGGGGAGGAAAGAAACGGAGUUGAAGAAGCAGAGCGUGAAAGUAGAGAAUGAUUCUUCGGCCUUCGAUGAUUUGCUUCGUGGAUUUGGUAAUAGCAGCUCCCCUAACAGGUCUACUUCAGAGUCUGCUAGGUCCCAGAAACCAUCUACAAAUUCUGCAAAAAAAUCCCCCAAUGCAAUGGAAGACCCAUUUGUAAUCCUUGAGAAAACGGCAACUCCUCCAGUAACAUCUGCAGCUUCCCCUGACCCAUUGGAAGAAAUUAGUAGGAUUGGUAACUUUGGAAGCCGAAAAAUGGAGAGUUCAUCUGCAAGUCGGGGAGUGUUUGAUGAUGUAGAUCCCCUUGAUGGUCUUGGGAAAUCUGUUCCCCUGGUGUCAACUGAGAUUAAGAAUGGGGUGAAGGAUAGGAGCCCCUUGAGAACUGGAUCAAGCGGGAGUACCACUUAUUUUACUGUCAAUGAAACGAUAGAUAAACACCCUAUGGACAAUACCGAGGGUCUUUCUUUCCAAACUCAGAAGAAACCCGUUGACAAUUUUCAGGAAUCUCCUCAAACCUUGUUUGACAUGCCCACGACCUCAACAGCUUUUCGUAAGUCCGCUGGUCGAAGUACUUCACCCCCUGUGUAUGUGAACACGAGUCAUGAUGACCCAAAUUUCCAUGUAAAUAUAGCUGGAGAACCUGAGGAGAUUUCAGAUCCAUUAGAUGAUGUAUGGCUUACUGUAUCAGAAAUACCUCUUUUUACACAGCCCACAAGUGCUCCACCACCUUCUAGACCGCCCCCCCAAAGAUCUUCACGGGUGUCUAGGCCUGCGGGUGGUUCUUUCUCAUCAUCAAAUUCGAGAAAGAAGGUUAAUGAUUUUUCUUCCUCUUCAAAUUCCCCUAAGUCGGCUCGUGCAGCAAGGAGUUCAGCGACAUCUCAAUUUGACGAACUUGAGGAUUUUUCCAUGGGUAGGACAAGCAAUAAUAUUAAUGAGCACGGAGAAACUCUUUCUGGUGAAGAUCUGGAUUCUAACUCUGUUGCUGCAGCUUCUGCUGCUGCCAUGAAGGAGGCUAUGGAUAGAGCAGAGGUCAAGUUCAGACAUGCUAGGGAAAUGAGGGAGAGGGAGUAUCUAAAGACAGCUCAGAAUAAGGAAAAUGUUCAAUUGGAUAAAGACGAAAAAACUGUGUUAGAUGAUCAGGAGAGAGAAAUAAGAGAAAAACAGGAGAGACAACAGAGGGAGGAAGAAGAGAGAGAACAUAGGAGGCAUGAGAGAGAAAGGGAGAGAGCUCGUGAAAUUGACAGGGAAAGGGAGGAAAGAGAGAAGGAGCAAAGGAGAAUGGAGAGAGAGAGGAUUGAGAGGGAAAGGGGUAGACAAGCAGUAGAAAGGGCUACUAGAGAGGCUCGUGAAAGAGCAGCUGUGGAAGCUCGCUUAAAAGCUGAAAGGGCUGCUGUUGACAAGGUAAAUUCUGAAGCUCGAGGACGAGCGGAGAGAGCUGCAGUUCAGAGAGUUCAGGCUGAAGCCCGCGAAAGGGCAGCUGCAGAGGCGAGAGAAAGAGCUGAAAGAGCUGCUGCAGAAGCCCGGGAAAAAGCAGCUGUUGCAAGGGCUGAACGAGCUGCUGUAGAAAGGGCUGCUGCUGAGGCUCGAGAAAGAGCAUCUACUGCAUCUAGGGCAAACCAACAAAAGAAUGAAGACAAUGAUCUUGAAUCCUUCUUCAGCAUGGGUUCUCGGCCAAGCAGUGCUCCAAGGCCAAGGGCAAACUCUUCGGAUCCUGCCUUUGAUACCCAAAACAAGGGAGCUCCUGAAGCUUCUAGGAGGACAUCUGUUGGAGCCUCAUCUAGCAUGAGGAAAACUUCUUCAACAACAGAUAUUGUUGACGAUUUGACUUCAAUUUUUGGAGCUCCUGCAUCAACCGGGCAGUUCCAAGAGUUCGAAGGGGAAAGCGAACAAAGACGAAGAGCUAGGCUGGAACGCCACCAAAGGACACAGGAUCGUGCGGCAAAAGCGCUUGCUGAGAAGAAUCAACGUGACCUUCAGGCCCAGAGGGACCAAACAGAGAGACAUAGGAUUGCUGAAACAUUGGAUGCUGAGAUCAAACGUUGGGCUGCAGGGAAAGAAGGAAAUUUACGUGCUCUGCUAUCGACAUUACAAUAUGUGCUCUGGCCUGAAUGUGGUUGGCAGCCAGUCUCUUUGACUGAUUUGAUAACUGGUGCUGCGGUUAAAAAAGUCUAUAGAAAGGCGACAUUGUGUAUCCAUCCUGACAAAGUUCAACAAAAAGGCGCUAACCUUCAACAGAAAUAUAUUGCUGAGAAAGUAUUCGACUUGCUGAAGGAAGCAUGGAACAAAUUCAAUUCCGAAGAGCUGUUUUGAGUUCAUCCCGUGGCUUUAUCACUCAAGACGAUUGCUAGUCACUUACACUAUCCCUUUAGAGUGAUGUACUGGCCAGCAUGCAUAUGUGUUAUCCUAUCACGUGCAAUUGUCUGCAUCAGAUGACAUAUUGCAUCGGGGCAGAAGGAAAUUGGAAGACUUGUUUAGGGAGGUACUUUUUUCAGUUGCUUGAAAUGCCUGAAGGUCGAGGUGAUAUUCCUCAUUCACAGUUUGCUGUAAGCAAAUAUAUCCUUCCGCGUAUGCUCCUGGGACUGUAGAGUAAUGUUCACAUAUUUGUCCAUUUCAUUUUGUAUCCAUAUUUGCCUGAGAUGAUUUUUUUUCUUCCUUUCUACAAUCCCCCCUUCUUUUGUUUGUGUUAAUUCUUUGGUCUUAUAAUUAAUUUUUGGCCUUUUGGGUGGGGGGAAACAGAGAGCUUUAUCUCUCAGUGAAAGUAUUAUGUUGGAAAUAUACCAGACAUUACGCCCAGUGUACCACUGUUGAGCUUAGUAACUCUGAGCUGGAAGUUUUUUUCAUAUAUAUAUAUAUUAUUUUUUUUUA
Tripterygium wilfordii is the source of this 3771-nucleotide messenger RNA. RefSeq names its product auxilin-related protein 1-like. Gene Ontology annotation, cellular component: vesicle; intracellular membrane-bounded organelle; cytoplasm. Gene Ontology annotation, biological process: clathrin-dependent endocytosis; clathrin coat disassembly. The transcript is spliced from 8 exons. NCBI's taxonomy places the organism in Eukaryota, Viridiplantae, Streptophyta, Magnoliopsida, Celastrales, Celastraceae. Bases 379 to 3216 code for a protein of 945 amino acids. The record is from RefSeq and is a predicted model, not a curated record. Gene Ontology annotation, molecular function: clathrin binding.